AUGAACGGACCUUUAGUUCUCCUUAUGUGGAUGGUCUUAGUUUUGGUUAUAAGCGGAGUCGCGAGGGCUCAGGUCUCUACUGCCAAAGUCUUGAGGGGCAACAUCAGAAGAGACGACUUGUACCGCAAAGAGGAAAACAUCACGGUAACGCCGUCGGGUGGAGUCAUCCACAGCCCACGCUACCCCAACGCUUACCCCCGCAACCUGCUGUUGUCAUGGAAACUGCUGUCACCGCCAGGAAGCCAAAUACACCUGGAGUUUGACGGACACUUUGGCCUGGAGGAGGCUGAGAACGGAGCGUGCAGGUAUGACUUUGUUGAAGUGGAGGACCAAUCGGAGACCAGCACUAUAAUUUGGGGUCGCUGGUGUGGGCAGAAAGCACCGCCUAGUCUCAACUCUAAAACCAACACACUCAGAGUCACCUUCAAGUCUGAUGAUUACUUUGUUGCAAAGCCGGGAUUCAAAAUCUACUACUCGCUGCUGGACAGCGGUGGCUCGCAGGUGUCCGUAGCCGCCACACAGGUUCCUUUCUCCUUGGAGGAUUUAGACCGGACCAUAGCUGCCUUUGACACUAUAGAACAACUUCUCAGAUCGCUGAACCCAGAGACCUGGAGACAAGACUUGGACAGCAUCUACACUCAAACUCACAUACAUUAUAGAUCCAGGGCCUAUCAUCUGGCAAGCAGGCAUAAUAAAGUUGAUCUGAACCGUCUCUAUGAAGACGUCAAGCGCUACAGUUGUACCCCUCGCAACUACUCCGUGAACCUACGGGAGGAGCUGAGAGCCACCAACGCUGUCUUCUUCCCUCGAUGUCUGCUGGUCAAACGCUGCGGAGGCAACUGUGGCUGCGGGACCGAUAACUGGAACAACGGCUGCUCCUGUCAGGCUGCCAAAACGACACAAAAACUACAUGAGGUGCUGAAGUACGCCCCAGAGGUCACUCACUCACGCCACAGGAGGCCACGGGUGCGCUGGGUCAUAGAUGAGAUCUUCCUCACACACCAUGAAACGUGUGAGUGUGCGUGUCCCUCUCAGCCGCCUCGCUGA
Scomber japonicus (chub mackerel) is the source of this 1047-nucleotide messenger RNA. RefSeq names its product platelet derived growth factor d (gene pdgfd). Gene Ontology annotation, molecular function: platelet-derived growth factor receptor binding; growth factor activity. Gene Ontology annotation, biological process: positive regulation of phosphatidylinositol 3-kinase/protein kinase B signal transduction; positive regulation of protein autophosphorylation; positive regulation of ERK1 and ERK2 cascade. The record is from RefSeq and is a predicted model, not a curated record. The transcript is spliced from 6 exons. Bases 1 to 1047 code for a protein of 348 amino acids. Gene Ontology annotation, cellular component: membrane. NCBI's taxonomy places the organism in Eukaryota, Metazoa, Chordata, Actinopteri, Scombriformes, Scombridae.